Lonchura striata (white-rumped munia) is the source of this 14575-nucleotide messenger RNA. The record is from RefSeq and is a predicted model, not a curated record. Lineage: Eukaryota; Metazoa; Chordata; Aves; Passeriformes; Estrildidae.
CUCACUUGUGGCUUUUGUAGUUACAGAGGGUAGCAGGUGUACUCUGUGAUAAACACCAUCCCUUUUGGUAGAAUUUUUUUCUUUUACAAGCCCUGACUCCAAUUCUGUGAAAAAUCAGAAGAUCAAAUCCUUAUGUGGAAAGUAUGAAUUAGCUACCUAGCACAGUUUUCAAAGUCUAAAUAUAAACUAUGAUGUGGUUGAGCAGCACACUUUAUUAGAUGAGGCUAUUUAUGUCUUUGCAACUAAUGAAGAUACAAAGUUGCAACUCUAUCAUAUCAAGCUCUUUAUCAUAUCACAGCAUAACUCCUCAGUGUGUUGUAUAUCUUAGGUUUCUCUCUUUCUCUAUUUUCAUGUGAAUAUUGUUAACAGAAAUAUAUCUAAUGAUUGUCUGGUUUUAACCACUAAGGACAAAAUAAAACUUGUAGACUAUCUCACUAAGCUAGAACAACAGAAAAUUUCUCCCUCAAUAGACUUUUUAAGCCAGUAAUUUCAGACAAAUUUUUUCUCCCAUGAGGCAUUUUUUUACCCUCUUUACAUAGCGAAUUCCAUGCUAUCUUUCCUUUCUUAUGAGCAGCUUCAUCUGUUCAUGCAUUUGCCUAGCUCCAAACCAGUGGGAAUACAGUUUGUAUCUUCCAGCAUGGAGAAAUGUUUCUUGUCAAGAUGCAGCCAGGAGGUAGAUAGCAAAUAGCUUCAGCCAAUGAUGUGUGGUGGGCUACUGCUGACAGAUAUGGCCUCAUACUGGCCACACGUUAUUUCUCUGUAGUCAGAACCUUCCAUUUCUCCAAUGAAUGCUUCAUCCUGGACAUGAAGAAUUGCAGGCAUGAGGCAAAAGGCAAUAUAUGUGCAAGGUUAAUUUCCUCUAAAGUGGCUUGUAAAUUCUUUGUAAUUGUAAGUGCUUGGUUGCUCUACUGCCACUGUACUUUUCUUCGCUUCUUUCAGAGCAAAUCCAUUCUGAAUUCACGUGUUUCUAUGUAAAUUGUCUGUAUUUUGUAUGUUUAACUGCAGCAACCUGUCCUAACUUAUGAGCUUUGCCAUUAGAAAGGACACAUAUUUCACAUAUUCAUAUUUCAGAGGUAGGUCCUCACUUCUCUGCAGUGAAAUGUAGGUGUGAGGCUUCUUUUUUUAUUAUUAACCUUAUUAUGUACCUGACAUACAUUUCAUCUCCUUUUGUCCUUGGGAAAAAAAAUUAUCUGAGUGGGAUUGGAAGACUUUUGAAUUGUCAUGGUCAUUGGGAAGAUUGAUAUAUUUUCCUUGCUUUUUUUCCCUACUUCUUUCUUCUCCUCAUUUUAAGCCUGCAGCUGUCUCUGGGCAAGCAGUAGCGUUCAGGGAGUGUCAUAGUUUUUGCACUCAUAUUACCGUUCAUACAAAAAGAAGGAACUGUUAUCAGCUUAGCAGCUCUCCACAAGGUUGUGCAGUCUACAUCUUCAGAAAAACUAUAUUUAAUUCUUGGCAUUUCUAGAAAGGUCAGGAAUUAAAGCAAAAUAAAGUGUUUCUAGAACUGAGUAUGCAAAAAAGAAAAGCAGAAUAUCUAUGUGUCCAAUCAUUCCUCUUUAAGAAAGAAGUUAUCAAAUGAAGGGUAUACUGAUCUUGAGUUGCAUUAAAAAGCUAAUAAAGAUAAUUAAACAUGUGUUAUGCAUUUAGAUUUAUGCUAUAAGACAUAUAGUAUAUGUCUUAUAUGUUUCUGUUGCAAUAUAGUUUUUUUUUUUUUGUUGUAGUAUAGUUUUACUUGAAAUGGUCUAACACCACAGACAAAUUAUUUCUAGACAGAAAUAAUAUAUCUUAUUUUCCAGCUUCUAUGGCUGGAAAUAAAGGAUGAAUUUGGGGUACACUGAGGAGCCAAAGAAUUAUACAACAUAAAGGUAAUUGAUCUUUUCCAAAAUUGUUAGUCUACCUUAGGUACUUACAACAUUUAUCUGACUUCUUUUUUCUGUAGUAGUGGUGGAUCUGUUAUCAUGUUGGUAUGAGCUAAAAGGAGCAGAAAUAGAAACCAGUAAUAUAGAAAUCAGUAAUAUUCUCUAAAUUUAAACUCAUGUUUGUCUGAGACUCCUUCUAUCUCUGGAGAGUCAGUGAUGAACUUGGGUGGGUGGUUGCAUCAUACAAGAUCUAAUAGUGAAAAAUAAAUUUAAAAAUAUCUAAGGUAUUAUAAUCAAAAUUUUCAAGCCUGAGUAGGUGUUAUCAUACAGUAAAAUACUAUAAAAUAACUUGAUAGUCUGGCACACAGAGAUUCCAUAGGAUUCCAAAGGUUUGUACAGAUUUUGUGGAAUUUCAGUGGCUCAGGACAUAUGAAAACCUUUUAUAUUUAAUUACUUCAUUUCUUUGGUAGGAAGCUGAACCAUGCUAAGGGACAUGCUUAAGAGUCAUUGUCCAUUUUUGACUUGAGUAGCGAGCCAAAUUCAAGGUAUUAUAAAAGUUGUUGCCAUUAGUGCAGGGAAACUGAUAAGUGACUCAAAUAUUUCCUUAAUUCUCUUAUAACACCCCAACAUGUUUAUACAGUUUUUCUCAUCAAGAUAUUUCCCAUCACAAACCUGAAAAAGUUUUACUUUCAUUUGAGCUUUACCUUGACAGUUUUUGUCACUUACUUUAAUUUUGUUGGAAAGGAUUCCUUUCAUGAAUUCAUUAACAAUGUUUCCAUAGAGUCUGUUCUCUGAAAGUUUUUCUUAUACUUAGAAACUUAUUCACAUCUCAGGGCUUUUCCUCUUAGUUUCUACAUUCAUGUUCCCAGUUUUAUGGUAUCCUCAUCCACAGAUUUUCCCCCUAUUUUACCUCCUUAGAUGAUCCUUCCUAAUUUUCAGCUUAGUCUUUGAACCAGCUACAGUGCUCAAUCAUUCAUUUGCUUGGUAAUUUAAAGAUGCUUUGGGUUCUUAUUACAGUUUGUUCCAUUUAUUUAUGCCACAAAAAUACUGUUUCUAAAAGAUUUUCCUUUUCUCUAAAAACUUACUGGAAUUAUUCAUUUGCAAAUGUCUCAGGCGUUCCUUUUCAAAAUAUGAUUAUGAGGUUUCUGCAAUCCAAGUCUUUGCUCCUCCUUUCAGAGACGAAAUGGUAGUGCAACACAAACCUGGAAUAGCAGAACUCAGUUAUGUUGUUAAACUAUAGAUACACAUAGUAUCAUAAUAUAGAUUACAGUGAGAAAAGUGAGGAUUCCUUUGGGGGAUUCCAGAGGAUUCUUUGAGUGAGAAGAUUCUAGGUCAGGGUGUAUAAAAUUUCUCAGAAACUUGCUGGAUGAAGACAAAGAGACAAAGCCUAUGUAGAUCUUGACCAUUCUAUCAAUUUUAUCCAAAAUUUGUCUUCUCCAUCCUUUCCACCUAUUGCCUCUAGACUCAUUACUGACCAUAGUUUAGACAGACACUAAGUGCAUGUACCAAGCUUCCUAGCAUUCAGCAAAUUAUAAGCAGAAAGUAAUAAAAACACUGUUAGGAAAUAAUCCUUUAUUGAAUUAAUCCAUAGUUUCUUCAAUAGAGGAAAUCUAUUGAAAAAAAAUUGCCUGUCACUGAUAUUGGCAUUACUAAGAACCUGUACCCAAGUUGAGACUAUGAUUUGAUAUUGUAUUGUAUAGUUUUUUCCAAUAAUAUCUGAAAUAAUUCUUGAUUCUUAAAAGCUGUUUUGGGGAUUCAAGUUCCACAGGCUUCCUCAUAUGCAAACAUUAGUAACAAAUCUGUUCUUCCAAAUCUAACCGAGGUCAGAGACUGCUUUCAGGUGAUGCAAUAACACUAGGGAUCUUAACAUUUUCCUGUAAUAAGCCAACACUCUCCAAAGUCCUUUGUGUUUAAGAUUGCUCCCAGACAUUAGCACUAGUAUUUCUCCUGGUUUGUAAUAUGUCUUUCAAUACAGGCAGACCCAAAUCAGAGUAGGUCUAAGACUUUCUCAACUCACAAGGUGCUAAACCUUACCCUGUUGACCACGGAAGUGCCUCCUCUUAUUUAGCUCAGAAAAUGACAGACUGAAAUUGUAAAACACCUUUCAUUGCUUUCUUUGCACAUCUAGUAACUAUAAUGCAAUCCAAUCAAAUUAUUAGCUCAAAACUGUGAAGACUCCUAGGUGAAUUUGCAAUGGUCCUAUUUCCCUACUCCAUUUUCAGUCAGAUUUCCAUUCCUAGACACAGUCUCUAUUUCAGACCAAUUAGGCAAUUCAGUUAUAGUCCUUUAUUUUUUUUCCCCCUUUUAUUGUUAGUAUAUCCACUUGAAUAAACUGCUAUACUUGAGCCAGUCUGAACUACCUUAUGGAUCUUAUUCCAUAUAUAUUGUUCCCAUUAUGUCUGUCUAGCUGCUAAGUGUACACCAUGAAGUUAACCAUAAACAUAUAAAAUUUUCUUCAAACUAUUUACUUAUUUUUUUUUUCUUUUUGUGAUGGGUACACAUGUAAAUACCACCCAAUAAUUAUUGUAGUGUUAAAAUUGACUUUUCAUAGGUAUAUAUUUUAUACUAACUUUUCACUUAAUUAUUUUCUUUAAAAUCUAAUUAGUGUCUGCUUUGUUUGCUUUACAAAUCCAAUACUCCUCUUCAUUUUAGCCAUCUUCAGAAAUGUUGUAAAUUAGCCAGGUCUUCCUUUCUUCCUCAAGCAUAGCAGGCACAGAUUUACUGAAGUUCAGGCAAUAUGUUUGAUCUGAUGGCUCUUGUGGUCCACUACUGCAAGGAAUGACUCAUCAUCUGUCAGGCAAAUUCCAUGAUCACAUAGAAGUGUUUGAUCUUCUGUCAUCGUUCUUAACCAGCAUGACCAGAUUUGGUAUAGCAUGCAUGCAAUAUUCAUAAAAUCUUCCACCACUGCACUGAAUGGAUGUCUGUCAGCACAUAUUGUGAAAGAUAAGCUAAACUCACUCUUUUCCUUUCACCCAGGCAUGGAUUGGCUUAAAUAGGCAGCUUGAGACAAGAUAUUCUGUGUCUGGAUACCUCAGCCUCUUGAAAGGCAGGGUGUGUGGCACAGUGAAAUACAGUAAUUGUUAGGAAUAAUCAUCUUCUAUGAUAUUUUGGCAAUGAUGUUUAGUUUGCCCCUAAAAACUUUUCAGGGGAACUUUGCGAAACAAGUAACACUUCCAUCCAUGAUGCACAAGUUCUUGCUCUGUGAGAUAACUUGGUACAGUAUUUGAGUUAUAAGCUACAUAGACCACAGCUGUCUGAAGCAUUCUUUCAAUGAGUUUUCAGAAGUGCUUAAUUCCAAAUAUAAAAAAAUAAAUCACAUUGCAAAAUAUUUUAUGGCUGUUCCAAGGCAUAGAAAAUAACAUAGCUGCAAGAAAGGAAUUUUCUGCAAUUCAUUGCUAUAUUGUCAUUAUACUAGAUGUAUGUUGAAAUGUAAACAAGCAAAUAAGGUACAUCUCUGGAAGUUCAGAUUUAAAAUAUACAGAUUCUACUAUCCUUUAUACAUGAACAAACAAAUAAAUGGACUAUCAGUAGAAAUCAUCUCAUGAGCACAUCAGAUGUUUUCAAAAUCAGUAUAAAAUUAAUGAAAUAUGAAUUCAAAUAAAAUAAUUUAAGUUUUCUCUUAAAAUUCUAAGUAAAAUUUAUGUAUUGGGAAUGAUUUUGUAGUUUGCAACUUUAUGAACAGUUUACUCUUGCCUUGGUUCAGAACUUCAUUGCUAUAAGUCAGAAGUCAGAUUAGAUAACUAAUAAUAUAAUAAACCUUGGUAGUUACAGAUUAAAAAUAUUUCCUUUAUGUACAGAUUUUUUUGGUUUGACAUACUUUCUCUCUAGUAGUCUCUAGUACUUCAUCUAUUAUAAUUUUUCUGUUAUGGCUUAAAUGUUUGUUUCAUAUUUCCUGAAGCCAAAUGCAUGAUCUCCUGAGAGUUAAAUUUAGUACAUUAAAAUUAACUCUCUUCCAACGUUUUCAUAUGGCAGCCUGCCCAUAAGAUCAAAACACCAAAGUGUAGGUUAUGUUUAAUUUCUAAAUAAGAAUGUUGUGGACAGAUGUUUCAAAGCUUAAGAUUACUCCGAUUCAUUUUUACAUGGCUUUCUGCCUGGAGAAACAUACUGUAGAUUGCACCAUUGCUGCUUUACUGGUAUAUUGCCAUGGUGACGACAUAUAUAAUUUUAUCAUAACCUUCUGUUAAUGGCCCAAACUCUGUCUUUUCUUAUUACCAUGCCACCAAACCACCAUAUAAAUGUAAAGAACAACAUCUAUCUUUAAUGUCAGCUGAUUUCAAUCAGAUUAUAUGAUAGAUAAUUAUUUUUACCCUUCUCAGUAUUUCUUUAAAGUAUACCCAUCUCAAAGUGACAGUGAGUGACGUCUUCAAUUGAUGCAGUAUGCCCAGCUGUUUCUUCACUGUAUAGCUGUCUUUGUUGGUGUGUGGAAGAUAGUCAGGAUUUUACAGAAACUGUUUGAGUGACCAUUUUAUUUUAACAAGUGUCCCAAUAUUCAUGGUUACAUUUUUGCAUCAAAUUUUUAAUCAGAAAAGUAGAUGAUGUGUUCCUCCUACUCAGUACAUUCACAUUUUUAGACACAGACUCAAAUCUUGUUUGAGAAAACAGGUUUGCAUAAAAAGAUUUCAUAGAUCUUUUAAGUUAUUUUUAUAUAUCAAGAUAAGAAUGGUAGGAGAAAGGGAAGAACACUUUUUUCUUUACUUCCUUAUAUCAGCAUAAUAAUAACAAAUGAUUUUGUUAUUCAGUUUUAACCUAAUUAAUCAACUCAGAAUGUAAGCUGCUUAAUGGAACAAGGACAGCUUUAUGACAUUUGUUACUUUUGUAAAGCAACCGUGAAAAUAUUAUAAAUUCUAGCACAUUUCAACUUCGUUUUUCUCUGGCUGACUUCUUUCUUUUGUUUAUAAAUUAUAUAUUUUAACAGUCUUUUUUUGGAACUCCUUAUUUCUCCUGGUGUAACUGCUCAAAGGAGUCUCUGUCUGGGAUGUUGCAGCAGAGCAAAUUCAGACUGUUCUGCUCAGAGAAGGAAGUGGACAGUUUUGGUUCCCAUUUUGCACUUCUGGAACAGUUUAGGGAAGGAAGCACCUUUACACCUUUUAUUGUUCGUGGUUGCUGACAUAAUAUCCUUCCCUGACUGCUCUGUGCGUGCUUCCUGCUAUUCUGAAAAGAUUCUUAUGUGUUGCAGAGAUGGGAUAGCGAGUAUGCAUGUGUGUGUGUGUGUGUGUGUGUGUGCAUAUAUCUGUGUGUCAGUGUUCAAAAGAGAGACAGUAGCGGUCAAGUGAUUUUCUGCAAUUUUUCUUUAGCUCUUUUCCCUUCUGGAGGCUCAGAUCAAUCUUUUGUCAGCUACCACUGCCUUUUGCCAAAUCAUAUAAUGAACAGAAGACCGCCAAAAACAAAGUUCCUCUUUUUUUAAGCAGGCUGGUUUGUUUUGGUUUUGAUUUUUUUUUUUAACUACUUGGCUUUGCAAAAAGAAUUCAGAAAACUAUAACAAAACAGCAUUUAAUUCCAUGUUUCUUUAAAUGUAAUUUGUUUGCACAUGACUAUAUUAUUCAGUUGGAGGUUUUCUUUUUUUGUGGAGCUACUUCAACAAAGUUCCUUUUUAAAUUCACUUGGAUAAUUGAAGCCUGCAGCACUAUUUGAUUUUUGUAGUACAUUCAACUUUUCUAGUCAAUAUGCUUUAUAAGUGCUAGUAAAAUAACAAUUUACCAGUUAACAGGAACUUUAAAUACUGAUUUACUGAAAUUCUUGGUUCUGCAAGAAUUUUCAAAAGGUAUUGAGAGCACUGGUGAAGUCCUAAGCAGUCAUGAGGAUUUGUUGGUCUCCAGACAUUCUGUUUGACUUGGAAAUUACAAGGCUUUGAAGGUUAUAGACCUUGCAUGAGAUGACUUGAUUUUACUUAUCUGAAAUUCAUUAAUUGGGAAUCAGUCCUGUGAUCUUUUUUAUGUGUUUACUAAGGAAAUAUAUAGAACUAUGAGCUAACACAUAGUAAGAAUAGCACUGAAGGACUAUGAGUUGAUAGGUAUGUGUGUGGGAGUGAGUUUCUAAAAGGAAAUGAAUUUGAUACAAAAAUCGAAAAGCUUUUAUUUGGACUAAUAAGCAAAAGGCAAACUAGGACAUAUAGGAGAAAAGAUUUAUUUUUAAUCCAUGCAAGAAAACCUAACUCACUGCCCAUUGAAGCAAAUUUAUAUUUUUUUGCAAAUUAUGUUUCAUACAGAUGACCUAAUUAUAGGUUUUAUACAAAAUUCUGCUUAUCAAUUCUUGCAUGAAUUACUUUAAAAUAACUUUGUGUAGAUCACAGGAAUUCUAAGGUUCUGAGUUUAAACUGUCUAUAAAUGCUGUUGUUGUUUGAAGACUGGUCUUAAAUGCAGAACUGAUAAGUGUGUGAGAGGGACUCAACAUACUGCUCCUGCACUGUGAUUUUUAUCCUUCCUGACAGAGUUUUCUUAGUAUUAAGUGAUUUUUUUCUGAACUCACUAAGCAUCAGCAUCUUGAUCUGCAGAGCAGCUCAUCUUCACUAACCAGCCACAACUGCUGUAAUCUGCCCACCCUGACCUCCCACGCUGCAGUGAAUAGUUUAGGCAGGCAGAGCUGUAAGCCAAUAGCACCGCUGGCCUCAGCGGAAUGAAAGAAAAGGAAGCUGUCCAUGUGCAUUUGCUGUGGAUUAGAGGAUGGGCUUGCUGCUACAGAGUAAGACAGACUCUCUGAGUCCCGCAUGCGCGUGGGAAGCACCAUUCUAAUUCAUGCUUUGUGUUGGAGCAGGAACGGAUGCAGGGGACUGUGAACUGAGUGGUGCAAGUGCUGAAGAAGGAGGUUUGUUUUGAGGAAACAGGAAAGAGGAAUAAAAGAGAAGGGAAAAAUACGUAAUUUUAAGGAAGAAGGAGAGAAAAAAAAACGGGGACUAUGGGGAGAAAAAAGAUUCAGAUUACAAGGAUUAUGGAUGAACGUAACAGACAGGUGACUUUUACGAAGAGGAAAUUUGGGUUAAUGAAGAAGGCUUAUGAGCUUAGUGUUCUGUGUGACUGUGAGAUUGCCCUAAUCAUCUUCAACAGCACCAACAAACUGUUCCAGUAUGCCAGCACGGAUAUGGACAAAGUGUUGCUGAAAUAUACGGAGUAUAAUGAGCCACAUGAGAGCCGAACAAAUUCAGAUAUUGUUGAGACAUUGAGAAAGAAAGGACUUAAUGGCUGUGACAGUCCAGACCCUGAUGCAGAUGAUUCAGUAGGUCACAGCCCUGAGUCUGAGGACAAGUACAGAAAACUUAAUGAAGAUAUUGAUCUAAUGAUCAGCAGGCAAAGAUUAUGUGCUGUUCCACCACCAAACUUUGAGAUGCCAGUUUCUAUCCCAGUGUCCAACCACAACAGUCUGGUAUACAGUAACCCAGUCAGCUCGCUGGGAAACCCCAACCUUUUACCACUGGCUCAUCCUUCUUUGCAAAGGAAUAACAUGUCCCCUGGUGUGACACAUCGGCCUCCAAGUGCAGGUAACACAGGUGGCCUGAUGGGUGGGGACCUCACAACCGGUGCAGGCACCAGUGCAGGAAAUGGAUAUGGAAACCCCCGCAACUCACCAGGUCUGCUGGUCUCACCUGGCAACUUAAACAAGAAUAUGCAAGCAAAAUCUCCACCUCCAAUGAAUUUGGGAAUGAACAACCGUAAACCAGACCUCCGUGUGCUUAUUCCACCUGGCAGCAAGACUACCAUGCCAUCAGUGUCUGAGGAUGUUGAUCUGCUUCUGAAUCAAAGGAUAAAUAACUCCCAGUCUGCUCAGUCAUUGGCUACUCCAGUGGUUUCCGUAGCAACUCCUACUCUACCAGGGCAAGGGAUGGGAGGAUACCCAUCAGCCAUCUCAACAACAUAUGGUACUGAAUAUUCUCUGAGUAGUGCAGAUAUAUCAUCUCUCUCUGGUUUUAAUACAGCCAGUGCUCUUCAUCUUGGUUCUGUGACUGGUUGGCAACAGCAACACCUGCAUAACAUGCCACCAUCUGCCCUCAGUCAAUUGGGAGCUUGCACUAGCACUCAUUUAUCUCAGAGUACAAAUCUCUCCCUGCCUUCUACUCAAAGCCUCAACAUCAAGUCAGAACCUGUUUCUCCUCCUAGAGACCGUACCACCACACCAUCGAGAUACCAACAGCACACGCGCCAUGAGGCGGGGAGAUCUCCUGUUGACAGUCUGAGCAGCUGUAGCAGUUCCUACGAUGGAAGUGACCGAGAAGAUCACCGGAAUGAAUUCCACUCCCCCAUUGGACUCACCAGACCUUCGCCGGACGAAAGGGAAAGCCCCUCUGUCAAGCGCAUGCGGCUCUCUGAAGGAUGGGCAACAUGAUAACAUUAUUACCUAUUAGUUGGGAUUUUUUUCUUGCAGUGUGUGUGUGCUAUACCUUAAUGGGAGGGGGGAGGGGGGAAGGGUUCAUAUGCAUUAUAUGUGCCGUGUGUGAAAAAAAAGUCAGGUACUCUGUUUUGUAAAAGUACUUUUAACUUGCCUCAGUGAUGCAGUAUAACGAUAAACAGAAAUGCUGAGAUCAGCUUAGCACUUGAGUUGUACAACAGAACACUUGUACAAAAUAGAUUUUAAGGCUAACUUCUUUUCACUGUUGUGCUCCCUUGCAAAAUGUAUGUUACAAUAGAUAGUGUCAUGUUGCAGGUUCAACGUUAUUUACAAUGUAAAUAGACAAAAUGAAAACAUUUGCCAGAAAUGGCAGAUCUUUACUGAGAGAGAAAGCAGCUGUUAUACAACAUAUAGAAAAUGUACAGAUGUUUUGACAGAUCCAGCAGUUGGGUGGCCAUGAAUUUAUGCUAGAAAGAGACUGAGUCACCUAACAUACUGAAAAUGCUCACAAACAUGCAGGCAUUUUGUUAGAGUAUGGCACUCAGUUAAAAAGGAUCAAACCAUUUCAAGAGGACCAUACUUAUAGAAAUAUUGAGUUCAAGGGCUGAUAUAUUUAAUUUCAAAAAUUCUGGGUCUGCAUCACUUAUUAAAUAAAAAAGUAUAAAAAUAUGUACAUUACAUUUUGCUUAUUUUCAUAUUAAAAAGUAAGACAGAGUUUGCAAAGCAUUUGUGGCUUUUGUAGUUUCCUUAAGCCAAAAUUUGUUCUUUUUUCUUUGAUAGCUUUGCUAAUCUUUUAAGCAGUCCUGAAGAAACAAGCAAAAAGGACUUUUUGUAUAGAAAGCACUACCCUAAGCCUUGAGGAACUCCAUGCUUUGCUAAUCAAGAUAACUGUUUUCUCUUUGCAGAAGUUUUGUUUUUGAAAUGUGUAUUUCUAAUUAUAUAAAAUAUUAAGAAUCUUUAAAAAAAAAAAAUCUGUGAAAUUAACAUGCUUGUGUAUAGCUUUCUAAUAUAUAUAAUAAUUAUGGUAAUAGUUUUUGUUCUCUUGAUAGUGGGGAAUUAUAUUUGUGCAGUUGCACAUUUAACUAUUUUCUUUCGGUUUUCUUUUAGUGGGUAUACAUUUUACAGAUCAAAGUCAGCUGCUGAAAGACUGAUCUGUAAACAAUUAGACUUUACCCAUAGUGUAACAACUUAAAUCAUUUUAAUACAGCAUUUUACAAUCAGUUGGGUGAACUGCCAUCCAUUGUAUAUACUGAUUAGUUCUUUCAUGCUGUUUUGUGCAUUGUAACAAGUUAAGGGCCCUUCCAUUACGUAACGUCCUGCGUAUCUUGUAGUUUUCCAUGGGUUAAAUGACAAAGUGGCGUAAUUUGGCCCUUUCUCAUUAAUGAAGCUGGUAUUCUGCCUGUCUGAAUUGAAUGUGCAGCUCUAACGGCUGUAAGCUAUGUGAGUGCAGGUAAAUGUGUGCCGAAGCAGCAGGGGGAGGCAAAGGGAGGGAUCAGCACAAAAGUGCCUGUUGUGUAGAUUCCUCCCCUCUCACAGACAUAAAACUCUUAAAGAGAUUAUCAGUUCAAGGGUGGUUCAAAAUCAGUUGAUUUUACACAGGCAGUAUUGGCCAUCUGGUUCUCAUGGACCUCUGCAGUCACAUCAUCUCACUGUGGACACAUUGUUGAGCAACACUCCCUGUGUGUUUACACCGGAAUAGGACUUGCUUCAGCACAUGGCAUCAACAUUUUCUCCAGCCUCAUAUUGUUCCUUUGACUAAGAUAGCUUGACCAGAGGGAAUGUGCCAUUUUCUUCAAGUCCCUCUUUGUCCCUCUUGUCUGUUAGAAAAAAAAUGGUAUGUUCAAGUGUUUCAGUUUAAUCUUUCUGUUGGAGGGGAAAAGUGUUUAAGCAAAAUGUUAGUGCCAUAGUAAAAGUGUAAUAUUUCUCAUUUUUUCAAGAGUCCUUCUAGGUCUCAACUACAUCCAUUGACAUUAUGAUGAAAAAUAUAGCUGCAACAGCAAAAUGUCAACACAAAGUACUUUGAAGUGAAAUCCAUGCUCUUUUUCCACCUAUACAUGCAGUUGCUGUGCACUGCUAAAUGAUGGAGUGUACUUCUCUGUAGUAGAGAAUGAUGAUCAGACUACAGUGUGCAUUAGGACAUAGGCUCUUCACUUACCAUGACCUUACAGAAGCCUGCCUUACAGGCACUUCCAGCCGUGCAGGGGCUAGUACAUAAUCUGGAAACUCUUUAAGCAGAAUACUGUGCUACUUAUGCAUUCAUUUUACCUCAUGUAGCAAACUGCAGGGUAAACAAAGAUACGCAUGUUUAAAAAGAAAACCAAAAAAUAAAUUAAAAAUUCAAAACAAAACAAAACAAAAAGAUAAAAUGGGGCCCAUAAUUAAUUUUAAAACACAAAAACCCUGUGUUUUAAACCACUUUCUUCACCCUCAGAUUAACCUGUACUCAUAUUCUUUUUUGAGAAUUUUAAACUUUAGUGUGUCAAAAAUAUGCAAAUGUAUCACAAAUAUACCUUGUAAUUUCAAGAAAAAAUACAAUUUUAUUGGAAUAGUAAUAGGAACUUCUCAGUGGGGAAGGGGAUUUGGUCUAUUGAUAUAUUAAAAAUAGCCAUAUUAAUAGUUUACCUUGCGAUUUGCCUCAGCAACACAUGAAAAAAAUGAAAGAUAUCAUUUAAUGAAGAUGCAGUGUAUAAUAUUACUUACUGCAAGUAACUAAGCAGAAAGUAGCAUGAAAAGUAUUGCCUGGGCAAUUUAUAUUAACUCUGACAGUGAUUUUUUGUAUAAACACAAGUAGAACAGAAUCACAUGAAAAUAAAUGCCAGUCAGCCCUCUUGUUCCUGCUGCAGAAGGCAACUAACUUAUACUGGCAAAACUGUGGGGGAUAAUGCAUAUUUGCAAACUGAUCUAAUGAUAAGAAGCACAACUUUGAUUGUGAAGUCACUUUCCGUAAACUAUAACUGUCUACCUUUCUUUUAUCUUUUAUCUGUAUCUUACCAUUUAUUGUAUUUGCAAAAGCUAAUUUGGGUUUAUUGUGUGAUUCCUUUGUAUUUAAGGAGUUUGGGGCAGAGCCCUGAAAGAGUAUUAACAUUUAUUUUACCUUAACCCAUGCUAUAUGAUGUUUUAGGCAACAUUCUUAAUUGUAAGUUCAAACACCUGAAGUGGCAUUCUAGACACCUGCUAUUGUUAUAGAUAAGCUAGUCUCUAUUAAAAGGUGUUGUCAGUUAGUGUUUAAUUGCUAGUGACAAUUAUAUGAUAUACUCUAUCUGCACAACAUAUAUAUUGUAUGCAUUGAGCCAUUCACAGUAAAGCUGCUUUCAUUUCAGUGUCUCUCAAAAAUUGUGGUUUAUAACAAAAUGGCUUAUAUUUUUCCCAGAAGAGGAAUUUAGCAGUUUUUAAUGACUAGUGUACAAAUUAGCUGUUGUCCUCAGAUCUUUUUUCAGGUAAAGCUAGCAUAAGAAUUGAACUCACAGGCUGUUUUCAAGGACAUCAACCCUUUUGUAUUGUAUUUGCAAUCCUAUAUACCCACUUUUAUCUGUAGUCUAACAGCUGUUUUGUUCUCCUUCCUUCACCUUGAAGGUAAAUGCUUUGUAAUUUUUUAAAAGCCACUUGAAACCUCAAUAAAGGCUGUUGCCUAAACAUGGCAUACUUCAUCUGUUCCUGUUUGUGCCAUCUGCUGUGAUGUCGUCAGUUAUAUGGCAUUAAUUUCCUGCCACUACAGGUCUCUUGAAGGACUGAUGGAACAUUGGUAUCUGUUAGAACGCUUCAGACUGUAGAUGUAAUAAAAGGCUUUUGUUAAUAUAUUUUAACCAAAGAUGUGGAGCAAUCCAAGCUUUGAGCCACAGACUUUCUGCAUCAAAACUAUACAUUUGAUUAUUUUCAUAGUCACAUGUUGCAUUUCUACCUUCCCUUCUCAUACCUCAAAUUGAUCCAUACCUCUGUUUGAUUCAAAAAAAAAGGUCAUUUAAGAAAGUAAUUUUUUAAAAAAUUAAAAAUUAAAAAUGCAGUGCUAAAGUCUUUUGUGUAUUUAAUAUCAGACCUGGGUUACCACAGGCAUUACUUGGAUUGCUUCAGAUGGUUUGUUGUAUCCUUUUUUUCUUUUUUUCUUCUCUUUCAUGGGGAUUUGCUUCCAUAAAAUAAUGGUGAUAACAAAAUAGCUUGUAAAUGGGAGCAUACAAGCAUUUGCAACAAAUAUUAAAAUAGAGGCUCACAGCGGCAUAAGCUGGACUUUGUCGCCACUAGAUGACAAGAUGUUAUAACUAAGUUAAACCACAUCUGUGUAUCUCAAGGGACUUAAUUCAGCUGUCUGUAGUGAACAAAAAUGGGAAAAUUUCAAAAGAUUCUCCUGCUGGAAAUAAGGUAUAAUUUGUAUUUUGCAGACAAAUCAGUAAAGUUACUGGCUUUCUUAGUGA